AAAAGGUCAAAAACCGGAAGUCUCGUACUUUCUUCCACAGCAGUUCCGAUCAGAAAAUCUUGAAUUCUCCGACAACAAACUUAUCUCUCUGUAACUCUGUUCGUCAUUAGGAUCUUAGGGAUUUAGAAGCUUAAAAUAGAAGGUGUGACAGAGUAGAAGAAGAAGAAGAAGAAUACAGCGAAAUCGAUCUGAGAUAAUUGUUGUCGUAGCCAGGAGGAAGAGGGAUGGGAGAUGUCUGGACAUGGAUUAUUUCAUUCUUAAUCCUUAUCACUCUUGUCGGAUUAAUCGUUUAUCAGCUUAUUUGCUUAGCUGAUCUCGAGUUUGAUUACAUCAACCCUUACGACUCUGCAUCAAGAAUAAACUUUGUGGUAUUACCAGAAUUCAUUCUUCAGGGACUUUUAUGUUUACUCUACCUCGUGACGGGUCACUGGUUCAUGGCACUACUCUGUGUCCCUUAUCUCUACUACAAUUUUCAACUUUACUCGAAGAAACAGCAUUUGAUAGACGUCACAGAGAUCUUCAACUUGCUUGAUUGGGAAAAGAAGAAACGGCUCUUCAAGCUCGCUUACAUGAUCCUCACACUCUUUCUCACCAUUUUCUGGUUAAUCUAUUCGACACUGGAUGAUUACGAGGACUAAUGGCGACACACUCCUACAAGACACAUGGGUUUGAUCACUGUGACAUGAAAGAAAGAAAGGUUUAUCGUAUGUUUGUCACUGUGGGUGUUGUUAGGGUUUGUGGCAUUAGAGAUUUGUGUAAUCUUUAGUCUUUUAAAAACAUUGGUGAUGCACGAGAAGUAUCAUUAAUGUUUCUUGGUCAACCAAAAUUGGAACCCUCUAACUCGUUCAGAGGUUUCCUUUGUUUAGCUGCAAAAUUGUUUUUAGUCCUUUCGUAGUUGUACUAACAAAAAUUAACAAAUUCUUCAAUAAUCCUCUCUCGUUCAUCAUCGUGGUGGGUUUCUCUUUCUCUGGAUUUUGGUUCUCCGAAUAAACUUUCUGAAUCGAACGAAAUUUGUGUGAGAUCAAAGGUUUCUACGUCGAACUUUUGGUUUGUUUGGUCUCUUAUUUUGGGUUUCCGUUGGAUUCUGAAUCUCUCUCUACGUUGAUUUCUUCUACUUGAUGGGUUAUAAGAAGCCCUAAAUAAUAUUUCGGUUAGGGUUACCAGAAACCCAAUUCAUCUCUCUCGAUCACAUUCUUGUCCUUCUUCAUCCUUUUGUUGUCGUCUGGUUUGAUUUUGCUUCUGGGUUUUCUGAAUUUCGUGUAAAUAAAUUGGAAUCUCUGAAGAUAAUAGUCGAAAAAAUCGACUUUGUGGAUGAUAAACCGCAAAGCUUUUAUCACUUUUUUUGGUGAUUCUCUUGAGGUUGGAUCAAUGGUUAACUCCAUCAAAGGAAUGUUCAUCUCAUGUGACGUUCCCAUGGCGCAGCUCAUUGCACAUUUGAACAGUUCGUUGCCUUGUUCGCAGAAGUUCAUAAUACAAGUACUGAAACUGGAUACUACUUGUAUGUUUGUGAAGCCACAAGCUGAAGAGAUGAUCCGCAGCGAGAUCUCCAAGUUUAGGGAUCAGAUUUCUUUCGCUAAGCCGACUUGAUGUUGUUGAUUUGGAUCAUAUUAUAUAGUGUUUGUGACAUUAAAAAUGAUUUGUGUUAAACCUCUGAUGAGAAAAAAACAUGGUGUUUUUUAGUUGGAGUUGUGUGCAGGGUGAGAUGAAAUGUAUUCGGUUCUUACAAAACCGAAUUGGUUUAUUGGUUUGAGAGUUUGAUUUUAUACAGUACAAAUUCCAUCUCUUCUUCUUC
Messenger RNA from Thlaspi arvense, 1792 nucleotides. Lineage: Eukaryota; Viridiplantae; Streptophyta; Magnoliopsida; Brassicales; Brassicaceae. The record is from the annotation of a GenBank genome assembly.